Molecule: messenger RNA, 5395 nt
Organism: Gigantopelta aegis
Lineage: Eukaryota; Metazoa; Mollusca; Gastropoda; Neomphalida; Peltospiridae
Product: myogenesis-regulating glycosidase-like
Exons: 2
Coding region: 53-2104 (683 amino acids)
Biological process (GO): carbohydrate metabolic process
Molecular function (GO): hydrolase activity, hydrolyzing O-glycosyl compounds
Source: RefSeq, a predicted model, not a curated record
GUGAUAUUUUAGUUUUUUGCUAAGUUUCUUAUAAAGUUUUCAGAACGUUUCAAUGGCUAUUCCUAAACGUAAAAUAUUAAGAAUAGUAAAAACAAGUAUUAUUAUACUUGGCAUAUCAUUGGUGAUUCUUGUUCUGCGUUCUUUUUAUACAAAGAAACCUAUAUUUGCUAUUUUUAAGUCCCGAUUUCAGCUUGGAGACUUUUAUUUUGAUUAUGCAACAGGACUGUUUAAAUUUAAAGAUGACUCAGGUGACUUAUACUUAUCAGUCAGAAUUCCAGAUGCAGUACAGUUUCUUCCAGAUGCCACGUGUUCUUCCACCAGUGAUGACAAAAAGUUAUGUUUUCAGUGGAUGGGGAGAGGAAAAUUAGAAAUAAAAGAGGCCAUCCACGAUGAUGUGCGAUGUUACAAUGUAGUUUGGACCCCUAAAAAUAACGGCUUUGUGCCUAAGAAUUGUGUAUCUCUGAACACCGCAUUGUGGUAUGGAGGUGCAACACACUUCAACCACCAAUGGCCUUUAAAUAAUCUUAAAAUUCCAAUGCAACCCUUUAUUUCCUCUCCAAUAUCUAGAGCUGAAGAGAUAGGCCAUGAGGUAUUCGGAUCUGUUCUGGAACGGUUUUGGAUUAGCUCCAAAGGAGUUGGUAUAGUGGUCGAUAACUUGGUGCCAUUACAUGUUAGUGUGAAUGAAACCAUUUCAAAGUUGCUCUGUUUUAAAGCUGACUAUCAGGGCAACGUGUUUGAAAAUCCUGAAAAUUCCCCACCUGUACUUAGAUACUCUAUUUGUAAAGCUAAGAAUGUGAAACAAAUUCAUAAUUAUCUUUACAAAAGAUGUUUUUCAAAGCCCAUAUCACCACCUGAUUUGAAAAUGAUUGAACAACCAUUGUGGUCAACUGGGGCUAGAUUUCAUGAACAAGUAUCACAACGCACUGUUUUGGACAUGGUUGAUGGAAUUAUAAAGAAUAACUUUCCUGUUGGUCAGUUGGAAAUUGAUGAUGGAUAUUACAAAUCAAUGGGAGAUUUCAAUUUUAAUGACAAGAAAUUUCGAAAUGCACAUCAAAUGCUGGGAGAGAUGAAAGAAAAUAAAUUUCAAAUUAGCACCUGGGUGUCUCCAUUUGUUAAUCCUGACAAAAAUUCGAUUACAUAUGCAGAAGGUCUGAAACAAGGUUACUGGGUUUUGAAUAGUGAUAGCAAAGAACCUGCAAUGGUUCUUUUGUCUGGGAAUCAAUCCGCCCUUCUUGAUGUAACAAACAACAAUGCGGUGAAAUGGUUUCUUGAAAACCUUAAUAAAAUCAAGAAAGAGUACAGAUUUGAUACAUUUAAAUUCAGCUUUGGGGAAGCAAGCUUUUUAGACUACAGUAUGAACACAAAAGAAUUUUUGCACAGCCCAUGUGACUACACUACAAAAUAUGUGGAAAUGGCUAGUUCCUUUGGUGACAGUGUGGUUGUACGUGCCGGACACCAGUCACAAAAGUAUGCCGUUUUUGUUGAGCUUGGUGAUAAGCAUAUGCACUGGGGAUAUGAUAAUGGAUUAAAGUCAAUUAUUCCGACGAUACUGACGCUAGGAAUCCUGGGAUAUCCAUUUGUCAAACCUGGUCCAAUUGGUGGAUACAUGAAUACUCGUUCCAAAAAGAUGCAAAAUUCAACAGUUCAGUUGCCUGAUUCUGAGCUGUUCAUCCGAUGGAUGCAACUUGCAACAUACUUACCUGUGAUGGAAUUUUCAAUAUUACCGUGGCAAUACAAGGAUGAUGUUCUAAUGUUUGCUCAUAAUCUAAUACAACUGCACAGCAAUAAGUUUGCUCCGAUCAUUAAAGCUGCAGCCAAAGAAUCUUCAGUUACAGGUGCCCCAAUCAUCCGGCCAUUAUGGUGGAUGGCUCCGGAUGACAAAGAUGCGCUGACCAUCGACAAUGAGUUUCUUCUUGGUGAUGAGAUUUUAGUGGCUCCUGUUUUAGAAAACAGGUCUCGACAGCGGGACAUUUACCUGCCACCAGGAGGUCGAUGGAAGGACGUUCUUCGGCAGAAGCUUUAUGAUGGUGGCCAAUGGUUGACAAAUUAUAUGGUGGCAUUGUAUGAAAUUCCCACAUUCCAACUGAUCAAAUCUCCAUUGUGAUAAUUUGUUUGUUUGUUUGUUAUGAUGUUAAAUAUUUUUAAGGCAAUUUAAAGUUCAAGGGAAAUACUUUUAGUCUUUUGUGAACUUUAUUAUCAGUGGAACCCAUUGGAAACUACUUAGGGUUUUUUUGUGUGUUUUUUUUUUAAUUCAUAGAAUGGUGGAUUGUGUUACAUGGCAUUUGGUAACACACCUUUAGUUUCUUUAUUUUGAUGACACACUACAAUUGUUAUGAUUAAACAUAAAUCAGUUUAACCAGAAUUAUGUGUCUGAAUAGCAUUUUGAGCAAUACAGUCUUUCAUGUACCGGUAUGUCAUGAGUAGAGCAGUCGGGUAGUGUAAAAUGAAAAGUGGAAAGUUUUAAAGUUUGUGAUUGAGAUGACUAAGGCCUGUUUACCAUUAACACAAUUCUACACAUGAUUUACUGUGUGUAUUUUCACACACUGAGAUAUGUAUUUCCAUUAGGGUCACCACGAGUACUCUGGCACGGGCCAAAUUUAUAAAUGAUCAAAAUAUUUUUUUAAAUGGAUCAUAUGUUAUGCAUUUUAUCAUCUGAACAACUAAAUAAUUUGUCUGCAAGGAUAUGGUAAUGCAAUGUAAAUAGUUUCCUUUUUAUACGCCCGUCUAUGAUGGGUCGUAUUAUGGUAUGGCAUUGUUCAGUCUGUCCGUACGUACGUACGUACGUCCGUCUGUUAACUUUUUCUUGUCCGGACCAUAUCUUAGAUACAGAUGCAUAUAUAGGACCAUCAAACUUCACAUGUAGGAACAACUUGAGAUGGCAGUGUGUUGCGUAUGAUUACUAGGUCACUGUGACCUACUUUUUACGGUCUACUGCACAUAACAGUAAAUCCUUGUCCAGACCAUAUCUUGCAUACAUAUGCACACAGGACCGUCAAACCUCACAUGUAGGAACAACUUGGGAUGGCGGUGUGUCGCGUACUAUUACUAAGUCACUGUGACCUACUUUUCACGGGUCUACUGCAGAUAACGGUAAAUCAUUGUCUGGACCAUAUCUUGCAUACAGGACCAUCAAACCUCACAUGUAGGAACAACUUGGGAUGGAGGUGUGUCACGUUUUAUUGCUAGAUCACUGUGACCAACUUUUCACGAUCUACUGCACAUAACAGUAAAUCCUUGUCCAGACCAUAUCUUGCAUACAGAUGCAUACAGGACCAUCAAACCUCACAAUAUAAAUGUGUCACCAGAGUACCAAUGCUAAACAAAAUUUCCCUUUCUAAUAAAGAACAAUAACUUCAUUAAUCAGACGGUACCUUCUGCAAUGGAUACAGUAUCAUCAGUAGUUGGUCCAAAACAAACUGUUCAUCCAUCCCAUUGCAAAUAUUUCAUAUAAUUAGAAUCAUAUUGGUAACAUACUGGUAUUCAUUAAUAUCUAUGUCUUUUCAUCUAACUCCUGACGGGCGUAUCAUGUACUCUUGUUUUAUUAUCAUAAAGAUAAUUUGCCUGCAAAUAUAUGGUAAUACAAUGUAAAUAAUGUUACAUUGUUUAUGUACAUAAUAUAAUGUAUUUUAUCGCUAUGUACAUGCAUAUUUCUUUGUAUGAUAAUGUAAAUAGUUUGGGGUUUUUUUUUAUCAUGUUACUUGGUGCAUGUCUGUGGCACAGUGUAAAAAAUAGUGGUACAGCUCGAGGUUGCCAGAAACAAAUGAGCUGAGCAUGCAAAGGAUGUGAAUAUUUUAGCAGGUAUGCUCCAUGGGAAUUUUUUUUAAAUGUAGAUGCUCAGGGGUGUAAUCUAGAGCAAUUUGGAGUGAGUUGUUACCUCUUUUUUUAUAUUUUGUUGGGGAAUCAAAGGCUGUUGAUAAUGUUUUUCACUUUUUUUUUUUCUAAAGGUCAGUAAAUAGGUAAAAAGUAGCAAAGUUUGUUCUCUGUUGGUAUGAAGAGAAAAGAAGAAAAAGAAAAAAAGUGAUACAGCCAUGCCCUUGCUGUACAUAGAUAUAUACACACACAUAUAUAUACACACACAUACAUAUACACACACACACACACACACACACACAUAUAUAUACACAUACAUAUACACACACACGCACACACACAUAUAUAUACACACAUAUAUUUAAUCAUUAUAAACAUGCAUAUUUGUAUUAAGUCAGCUUUUAAACAAAUAUUUUGAGAGUACAGCUGACCUAUUUGGGUAUUUUUUCAUGUUUGAACCAGUGUCCCACAACUGGCAUAUAAAAUUUUGAAAUUGUAUAUAGCUUUAUUAUAUACUGACCAGUACAAAUUAACUUUGGCCCUUGAACAUAGGAGAUAGAAUUUUUUUUUUGCAAUGCCUCAAAAUAUUGAGCUUGAAAUUUUAUAUAUAGCUUUAUUACCGGUAUGCACUACUUGGUUGAUUUAGGGGACAUGUAUUGCUUUAGCAGUACACACAGAAUGUUUGUUUUUAAAGUUAUUAUUACAUGUAUUUAAACAACUUUUUUUAUUAUUAUUGUUUAUUCUUUUUAGAAAUGUCUGUGUUAUUUAAGUGUUCCUAGUGUAAAAUUAAUGAAACUGUAGAGAUAAAGUGAAGUAAUAUACUUGCUCAGCUAGCGGAAAUGAUGGACAAAUGAGCAUUCAGUAGUACUAGUCAGUUUUAAAUAAACAACACCUGGGAUUGAAGAAACUGAAAAACAAAAACAAAAACUACCCCAGAAAUGGAAUAAAGUGCAGAUAUAUGGAUAUAAAUGGAUAAGUGAGUGGGUGGGCAGGAUAUAGGUAGAUAGGAACGAAUAUAGAUUGUCAUACACACACACACACACACACACACACUGUUAAUAACUGGCACAAGUUUAAAUAUCUUGAAUAAUAUUAAUCUUUGAAGUAAAUUUUGCUUGUGUUGUCACAUUUAAACUUGUUAUUGUUGGUCAUUUUUGUAUUUCUAUAUUUGCCAUCGUUGAGAUAUAAAUUGCCAUAGUUCGGGAGCAUCUGUAAAGUUCCUCAAUGACGGAAAAAUAUGUGCAUUAUUUGCCAGUAUUUAACAUGUGUUCAUUUAAAAUGUCUACAUACAGAAAAAGAAUGUUUCAGUCAUGUUUAUUUGUUGCAUCAGUCACUUUUAAAAAACAUUCCUGUACGCAGGCUCAAAAUUGGCAUCAUUGUGCCAUUUCGACCAUGACAAUUUGUUUUUUAAAAUUUAAUACUACUUGGGGAUACUGUAAAUGCAUUGUCAAAACUGUUUAUAUAUAUGAAAUUGUCUGUAAUGUAACCAGUUUUAUUUGUUAUAAGAGGUUUUUUGAAUGUUGAAGAAACUUGUUUGAAUGACUGUAGUCUGAAUAUAAUAUAAAAUAUAUUCUUUUUUUUAAUC